This is a messenger RNA of Protobothrops mucrosquamatus (brown spotted pit viper), 708 nucleotides long. RefSeq names its product inhibitory synaptic factor 1 (gene INSYN1). The transcript has a single exon. Gene Ontology annotation, cellular component: postsynaptic density. The record is from RefSeq and is a predicted model, not a curated record. NCBI's taxonomy places the organism in Eukaryota, Metazoa, Chordata, Lepidosauria, Squamata, Viperidae. Gene Ontology annotation, biological process: inhibitory postsynaptic potential. The annotation marks the transcript as partial.
GUGGUCAGCCAGAUUGACAAGUUGACCUCGGACUUUGAGUUUGAACUGGAGCCAGACGAUUGGACCACCACCACGGUGAGCAGUACCUCCAGCAGUGAGAAAGGGGGAGGCCUAUUUGACCUUGGGCACCUGGAUUUCAUGACCUCAGACAUCCUCUCUGACAGCUGGGAAUUUUGCUCCUUCCUUGAGGCCUCCACCCCUUCCGAUUCGGGUGAUGGUUCGGAGCAGCAGCAGCAGCAGCAGCAAUCACAGCCACAGCCACAGCAGCCACCAGGGCACCAGCCUGAUUACCAGCUCAUGAAUGGUGGGGUGUUGAUCUCCAAUGGACCCCGGAUUGAAACCCCAGACUCUUCCAGCGAGGAAGCGUUCAGCUCCGUACCAAGUCACAAACCUCAGCAUCAGAGGACGCCGGGCACCAGGGAGAGGGUGCGUUUUAGUGACAAAGUCCUCUACCACGCUUUGUGCUGUGAUGACGAUGAGGAGGCGGACAGCGGGCCCCUUCCGGACGAUCCUCCGGAAGAGCCCCACGAGACAACUCAGAAGGGGGUGUUAGUGGCCAAGACGGCAUUGCGACGGUCCCCUCAUCUUGAUAGUGGCCAAGCCCGGAAGCUGACACGGAACAGCAGCACCCAGACCAUGUCGGACAAAAGUACUCAGACGAUUCUCCCUUAUAUUUCGAACAAGCAGAAAAUCAGCCACAAGAACUGA